Messenger RNA from Phyllostomus hastatus (greater spear-nosed bat), 7198 nucleotides. It is a transcript of the gene WDR35, whose product is annotated as WD repeat domain 35. Gene Ontology annotation, molecular function: protein binding. The transcript is spliced from 28 exons. Gene Ontology annotation, cellular component: non-motile cilium; intraciliary transport particle A. The record is from RefSeq and is a predicted model, not a curated record. The coding region runs from base 116 to 3661 and encodes 1181 amino acids. NCBI's taxonomy places the organism in Eukaryota, Metazoa, Chordata, Mammalia, Chiroptera, Phyllostomidae. Gene Ontology annotation, biological process: non-motile cilium assembly; protein localization to cilium; intraciliary retrograde transport.
GUUGCCAGGGCGACGGGAGCUCCCAAGAACCGCUGGUACUGGCGAUUGGCGACUUGAGAGAGAGUUUCCAGUUGCGGGCUUUGGCGGCUGGGGUCGUCCUCUCGGGACCUCCAGGAUGUUCUUUUACCUGAGCAAGAGAAUUGCCAUUCCCAAUAACGUGAAGCUGAAAUGUAUAUCUUGGAACAAGGACCAAGGAUUCAUAGCGUGUGGUGGUGAAGAUGGAUUACUGAAAGUUUUGAAAUUAGAGACACAGACGGAUGAUGCAAAAUUGAGGGGUCUUGCAGCUCCUAAUAACCUUUCUAUGAAUCAGAAUCUUGAAGGUCAUAGCGGUUCUGUUCAAGUUGUCACAUGGAAUGAGCAGUAUCAAAAGCUGACUACCAGCGAUCAGAAUGGGCUCAUCAUUGUUUGGAUGUUUUACAAAGGGUCUUGGUAUGAGGAAAUGAUCAACAACAGGAAUAAGUCAGUGGUUCGGAGCAUGAGCUGGACGGCCGACGGCCAGAAGAUCUGCAUCGUGUACGAGGACGGCGCAGUGAUCGUGGGCUCCGUGGACGGGAAUCGCAUUUGGGGAAAAGACCUGAAGGGUGUACAGUUAUGGCAUGUAGCAUGGUCCGCAGAUAGUAAAGUCUUACUUUUUGGAAUGGCAAAUGGAGAAAUACACAUUUAUGACAGUCAAGGGAAUUUUAUAAUGAAGAUGAAGCUGAACUGUUUGGUGAACGUCACGGGAGCGAUCAGCAUCGCGGGGAUCCAGUGGUACCACGGCACGGAAGGCUACGUGGAGCCCGACUGCCCCUGCCUCGCCAUUUGUUUCGACAACGGGAGGUGCCAGAUAAUGAGACACGAGAAUGACCAGAAUCCCGUUUUGAUCGACACCAACAUGUGCGUCGUGAGCAUCCAGUGGAACCACACGGGCAGCGUGCUGGCUGUGGCGGGCUCCCAGCGGGCCGCCGCCCAGGAGGGCGACGCCAACAUCGUGCAGUUCUACACGCCCUUUGGCGAGUCUCUAGGCACGUUGAAGGUUUCUGGAAAGCAGAUCUCCGCACUGUCUUGGGAAGGAGGCGGGCUGAAAAUCGCACUAGCUGUUGAUUACUUUAUAUACUUUGCAAACAUUCGACCUGAUUAUAAGUGGGGUUAUUGCUCAAAUACUAUAGUUUAUGCUUAUACCAGACCCGAUCGUCCAGAGUACUGCGUUAUAUUUUGGGACACAAAAAACAAUGAGAAAUAUAUUAAAUAUGUGAAGAGUCUCAUUUCUAUUACAACCUGUGGAGAUUUCUGCAUUCUGGCUACGAAAGCUGAUGAAAAUCACCCUCAGGAGGAGAACGAGAUGGAAACAUUUGGUGCAACGUACGUGCUGGUUCUCUGCAACUCUAUCGGAACGCCUUUGGACCCCAAGUACAUUGAUAUUGUACCAUUAUUUGUUACAAUGACCAAAACCCACGUGAUCGCAGCUUCAAAAGAAGCAUUUUACACCUGGCAAUAUCGCGUGGCAAAGAAGCUCACGGCUCUGGAAAUUAAUCAGAUGAUGCGGUCUCGAAAAGAAGGAAGAGAAAGGAUUUAUCAUGUUGAUGAUACUCCUUCUGGAUCAGUGGAUGGGGUGCUUGAUUAUAGUAAAGCCAUUCAAGGCACAAGGGAUCCAAUUUGUGCCAUAACUGCAUCUGAUAAGACGCUGAUUGUGGGUCGUGAAUCUGGCAUCAUUCAGAGAUACAGCCUUCCUAAUGUUGGUUUGAUUAAAAAAUAUUCCCUGAAGUGUCGAGCCAACCAGCUGUCGCUGAAUUGCAACUCCAGUCGUCUUGCUAUCAUAGACAACUCAGGAGUGCUGACGUUCUUUGACUUGGACGUGCCGGUGACAGACAGCACGGGACAGCAGGUCACUGGCGAGCUGCUAAAACUGGAGCGCAAAGAUGUCUGGGAUAUGAAGUGGGCCAAAGAUAAUCCUGACUUGUUCGCAAUGAUGGAGAAGACAAGGAUGUACGUGUUCAGAAACUUGGAUCCCGAGGAACCCAUUCAGACUUCUGGAUAUAUUUGUAACUUUGAGGACUUAGAAAUUAAAUCUGUUUUGUUGGACGAGAUACUAAAGAACCCAGAACACCCAAACAAGGAUUACAUAGUUAACUUUGAGAUUCGGUCCCUGCGAGAUAGUCGAGCACUGAUCGAGAAGGUUGGCAUUGAAGAUGCAUCCCAGUUCAUCGAGGACAACCCACACCCCCGACUGUGGCGCCUGCUGGCGGAAGCAGCCCUUCAGAAACUGGACUUGAACACGGCGGAGCAAGCAUUCGUGCACUGCAAAGACUACCAAGGCAUCAAGUUCGUGAAGCGCCUGGGCAACCUCCAGAGCGAGUCCAUGAAGCAGGCGGAGGUCGCCGCCUACUUUGGCCGGUUCGAAGAGGCUGAGAGGAUGUACCUCGAUAUGGACAGAAGAGAUCUCGCUAUAGGCCUCCGGCUGAAGCUGGGAGACUGGUUCAGGGUCCUCCAGCUCCUGAAGACUGGAUCCGGUGAUGCCGAUGACAGUCUCCUUGAACAGGCCCACAAUGCCGUCGGGGACUACUUUGCUGACCGACAGAAGUGGUUGAAUGCUGUGCAAUAUUACGUGCAAGGCCGAAACCAGGAACGCUUAGCCGAGUGCUACUACAUGUUAGAAGAUUACGAGGGAUUGGAGAAUCUUGCCAACUCACUUCCAGAAAACCACAAGUUACUUCCAGAAAUAGCACAAAUGUUUGUGAGGGUUGGAAUGUGUGAACAAGCCGUGAGUGCAUUUUUGAAAUGCAAUCAGCCCAAGGCAGCGGUAGACACCUGCGUGCAUCUCAACCAAUGGAACAAAGCUGUUGAAUUGGCUAAAAAUCAUAGUAUGAAAGAAAUUGGACCCCUGUUAGCGAGGUAUGCAGCUCACUUAUUAGAAAAGAAUAAAAUUCUUGAUGCCAUAGAGCUCUACCGGAAAGCCAAUUACUUCUAUGAUGCUGCUAAACUGAUGUUUAAGAUCGCAGAUGAGGAGGCGAAGAAAAGAGCCAAGCCUCUGCGCGUGAAGAAGCUGUACGUACUGUCAGCUCUGCUCAUAGAGCAGUACCACGAGCAGAUGAAGAGUGCCCAGCGCGGGAAAGCUAAGGGGAAGGGUUCGGAGGCCACGUCGGCUCUGGCUGGUCUGCUGGAGGAAGAGGUUCUGUCCACCACCAGCCGGUUCACGGACAACGCGUGGAGGGGGGCCGAGGCCUACCACUUCUUCAUCCUCGCCCAGAGGCAGCUCUACGAGGGCUACGUGGACACUGCCCUGAAGACAGCUCUUCACCUGAGAGACUAUGAAGACAUUAUCCCCGCCGUUGAGAUCUACUCCCUGUUAGCGCUCUGUGCGUGUGCCAGCAGAGCUUUUGGUACUUGUUCGAAAGCUUUUAUCAAGCUGGAGUCUCUAGAGAGCCUCAGUGCAGAACAGAAACAGCAGUAUGAAGAUCUCGCUCUAGAAAUCUUCACCAAGCAUACUCCAAAAGAUAACAGGAAGUCGGAGCUGGACAGCCUUCUCGAAGGAGGGGAAGGGAAACUUCCCACCUGCGUGGCCACCGGAAGCCCCAUCACGGAGUACCAGUUCUGGAUGUGCGGCGUGUGCAAGCACUGCGUGCUGGCCCAGGAGAUCAGCAACUACACCUUCUGCCCCCUGUGCCACAGUGCGGUGGGGUGACGGGGGACGAGCUGGGGGCCCCGUAAAAUAUGUGUAGCGUACAUGCACAGCUAUAACUAUGUUAUAUAGUACUUUAUAUAAUUUUGUGUUAAACUAUGACGAUGAAGUAAUGAUGCUGAUUUUCAUAUAAAACGUAUGGAAGUCAACCUUAUUUCAUGUCUGUCUAUCUAUCUAGUGGUUGGUUACAUAAUAGUGUGGAAAUACUCUGAAGAAGAAAUUUUUUCUCACAGUAUCAGUGCUCCUAAUUCACUGAAAAAUCUUGGUGGGGGGAUAGGGGCAGCAUGGGAGUGGGGCGAAGUUGUAACAAAGAAGUUAAACGGUUUGCUUCAAGUCCAGACUUAGCCGUGGACGUCUUGAGCCUCUCCUGACGUGCCCGCUGGGAACUGUCCUUCGGCGCCGUCUCAUUGCCACUCACUCCGUGAUGCCUGAGCGCCGGGACCUUGCCUCCAGCUGAUUGUUUCAGAUGGAGCUGAGUUGCUGUCCCUGCUUCUUGUUCAGUGUAACGUGGAAACCAAAAUCUCUGAAAUAACCUCGUGUGCAUUGUAGACUUAAUUAUCGCACACGUCGGGCAUGCCUUUUCUGCUGUUGUGAAAGGUUGUGGUUGUUGUCUGGGAUUUGUGUCUGUGAAAGUUUCAGUGAUCUGUCAUGUCUUGGGGACCUUGUCUGUCUUGAAAAUGGUACUAGAGAAAGGCCAAAGACCCACGGUAUGAAUUGACCCAGCUGGUUUUGUAUGUGAAGGAAAUUUGAGAACAACACCAGCAGACUCUCCCGUAGUGAAACAGCAAAGGGAAGCAAAUACUUGGAGAGACGUUGGAAAGAAGCAGUGUCCUGAAGGUGGCGUAUGAAACAGUUCUCUUCUUGAAAUCAACAGGAACUGAUUCCCUUUAAGUAAUGCUGAGUUGUUCUUUAUCAUAGACCUUGGUCUGAAUCAUGCUACGUUUCAGAAGCGUGGCGGGCCAGAGUACCGAGAUGGCAGACCCUGCUGGGAGCGCUGCCUGAGCGAGCGCUGUGCCCAACCAGCCGCAGAGCGCCGUUGGCCCGCCCGCUGUCGUCGUGCCCAGAGGCUGACCUUAUCGUGCACGGUUUCUCUAAAGUACACUCGGAAACUACAUGUUUAUACUUCAGGGGAUGAGACCUUAGGUUUAACGUGGCAUUAAGUGAAAUAAUAUGAAAACGAUAGGUGGUGAAGUAAGAAAAAGACUUGUAUUUAUCUUGUUUCCUUUAUUAAAACUUACAGAUAACACGGUAUUUGUUUUGUUGAUUUAAAUGUUUUGGUGGGGGUUGGGUAGGAGGGUGUUGGACCGUAGAGUGGGUAAGGAGAGGAAGGGUCAGGCGGUACAGUGAAUGUAUAAUAUCACUUUUGCUACCAAAUGGGAAAAACAACCACCACCAUCUAUAAGGUACUGGGCACGUGCCAGAGGACCUCGGGUAGAGUGAAUUACUCCUUAGAGGUCACACAGAGUUCUCAUUUAGAAAUGGGGGGAAAACUACAUUGCUCAACUUUUAGGAGAAAAUCAAGAGUAUUUAAUUCAAUGAUAUAGCUCCAAGAUAUUGCCACUGAGUUUCUAAAAGGCAAAUAGCAAUAUUAUGGCUGUCCCCUUGUGAAUGCUUAUUUUGUCAAUUCAUUUUUUUAAAGAAAUGAAUACCCACUAUAUUGGUUAAAACUGACAAAUGUUGGUGAGGAUAUGGAGCAAUCGAAGCCCUCGUACGUACAGUUGCUGGUGAAAAUGCAAAAUAGGACACCAACUUCAGAAAUGUUGAGAUUUAGAAGUGCUGUAUACUGGAAAUAUACAUAUGUAACUGUAUAUGUGUAUGUAUGUGCAUGUAUAUGUAUGUGUAGCUUUAAAAAUUAUUUUUAUUUUACUUUAUUUUUCACUGCUCCAGUUAACCAAAUGGAAGUGUUAUUGAGGCCCCAGGUGCCUGGGGCUCAGGUAGGAGGCUGCCCUGUUGGGGAAGGAGGGGCCUUAUUUGACUUUUUUCUUGGGCUCUCAGGUGUUGGUGUGGCCACACUUCCUCCUGUGGCAGCUGAGCGCAUGAGGUUGCAGGCGGGCGUAACGCUUUCAGCACAUCGUGGUGUUUCAGCUGUUUCUUCCUGGGUGAGCUGGCGGAGCGAAGGCUCGAUGAUGCCGUUCUGCAGGCGGAGCCCCGAGUGCAGGCGCUCUCAGUGGAAGAGGGGCAUGUGAGUGGGACAGGGACAGCUGCUGAGCCUGGCCCCGGCGCUUCAGUCCCAGACGCGGACCUCCAAUGUCACACACACCAGAGCUUUUCAAGUGCGAUGGGGACACCAUGCAUGUUCUGUGAGCAGAGAGACAUACCAGCCUAGCCUGCCCCACGGACCCUCCAUCUGCAUUUCCCGCUCUUAUCAGAUGUGUGACUUGAAUAUAUUUACUCUCAUGCUCUGGGUUGCCUUUUUAUUCUGGCCAUGGUCUUUUUGUUGCACAAAAGUUGUUAAUUUCUAUGAAGUCCAGUUUGUGUAUUUUUUCUGUAUGAAAUACAUUUUUUCUGGACUAUGAAGUCCAGUUUGUGUAUUUUUUGUGUAUUGUCUUAUGUGGACUGAAGCAUAAAGCCUGACCCAGUUUUAUUCCCAAAAUCACAUGGCCCGUUCUGCCCAAGACAUUCUAGGAACACAUUGUCCAUCUCCUUGAACAAUGUGACCAAGUGGCCAUUGAAGAAGAAGAGACAGCGUCACCAUUGAAAUUGACCCUGUGGCUAUUGGUAAAACCAUUGGGCAGCUGGCCAUGCCUUGGGGCACCUAAUGACCAAACUGGUCACAAGGUCUGGCUCCCAUCACAAUCAGACCAGGCAUGAGAAAAGAGGGAUUUCCUUCUGUCCUCAGGACAAUAAGGAGCCAUUUCAAAAGUCCAAUCAGUGGGACUCUUUCAUUCUUUGUCUUGGGCCGGGCCGUCAGUGUGAUCACUUCUGCGUGUGAUCACUUGGGUGUCAUAUCCAAGAGACCACUGUCCAAUAGUGUCCCGAGGCUUUUUUGCCUUGUGCUAUUCUAAGCAUUUUGUAUUUUCAGCUCAUAUAUUUAGGUCUUUAAUCCAUUUAGAGUAAAUUUUUAAAUAUGGUGUUAGGUUAGGGUCCAGCUUCAUUCUUUUACAUGCAGAGGGCCAGCUUUCCCAGAACUGUUUACUGAGAAAACUGCCUUUAUGCCAGUGCUGUAUUGUUGUGAUUACUGGUGGUUUGUAGUGAGUUUUGAAAUCAGGAGGCAUGAGUCCUUCAACUUUGUUCUUUUUCAAGGUUGUUUUGUCUGCUUGGGAUCCCUUAAAAUUCCGUAUGAAUUUUAGGAUGGAUUUUUCUGCUUCUGUAAAAACAUUAUUGGGGUUUUGAGGGACUCCAUUGAAUCCUGGAGUGCUUUAAGUAGUAUUGACAUCUUUAAAAUACUGAGUUUUAUAUUCCAUGUACGUGGGCUGCUUUUGUAUUUAUGUCUUUACUUUCAGCCAUGUUUCAUUGUAUGUCUUUCAUCUCCUUGGUUAAUUCCUAAGUAUUUUAUUGUUUUUGAUUUUAUUGUAAAUGGAAAUUUAAUUUAAAAAAUUC